Messenger RNA from Vicia villosa (hairy vetch), 3195 nucleotides. RefSeq lists its product as uncharacterized. The transcript is spliced from 2 exons. NCBI's taxonomy places the organism in Eukaryota, Viridiplantae, Streptophyta, Magnoliopsida, Fabales, Fabaceae. The coding region runs from base 204 to 1022 and encodes 272 amino acids. The record is from RefSeq and is a predicted model, not a curated record.
AAAGCAUCAUAUUCUCAUAAUUAGAAUCAUGGAUAAAAUUGUCAUUUUAUAAUUGGAAGAUGCGGAAGAACAUGUCCCAUUUCAAAUGUGACCACAACCUUAGUGUCCCACACUAACAUGUCCAUGUUCAUUUUCCUUCACUCACUGCUCUUUCUUUUCAUUCAUCUACCGACAAGUUUUUAGUUUUUGCAUAAUCUCAUUCAAUGGCAGAUACAUAUUCUUUAAGCAUUAUAGCAGAAAUGGAUAACCUUUGGUUUCAUCAAAUCAUUCUUUUCUCACAACCAACAACAACACUAUUUGUAGCAAAACAUGUUGAAAAACAUGUUUCUAUAUCAGAAUCUUCUUCUUCUUCUUCUUCAUCAUCAUCAUCAUCAUCUAUUCUUUCUUUGACACCUCUACUAGAUGAAGAAACUUCAGCAGAUGAAUCACUUUCUUCACCAAAACAAGUUUCAAUAAUUUCUUUACCAGUUCAGGUUGGUUCAAUUGAAAACAAAGAAGAAAUCAAGGAAAUAUUAAACAAAAUCAGUCAUUUGAAUAGUUCACAUUUAUCAGGUUCAUCGUUACCAACGACUCGAAACCGUCCCGAAAAAUCGAGGAAAAAUGAUAAACUGCAAAAAACUAUGAGUUGUAGGACACUUGGGGACCUUGAACUUGAUGAAGUGAAGGGUUUUAUGGAUCUUGGUUUUAUAUUCAAGAAGGAAUACAUUAGUCCAAGAAUGAUUAGUGUUGUCCCUGGCUUGCAGAGAAUUUGUUCAUUCCAAGAUAACAAAAAGACCCACUCAGGGUCACAAAUAAUGGAUGAUGCAUCAGAAAAUGAUGAUGGUGAUGAUAUUGUUGUUGAAGUUUAUGAAGAUGAAAAGAGAGAUAUCAUGAGACCUUAUUUAUCAGAAGCAUGGCUUAUAAAGAAGCCUGAUUCACCAUUACUAAGCAUGAAAGUUCCCAAGACUUGUUCAGCUGAUAAUAUGAAGAAACAUCUUAGGGUUUGGGCUAAAACAGUGGCCUCAGAAGUCGAACAAGAAUGAGUUUUAGCAUAUAGUUUUAAAUUGCGGACCAGAACCGCAACUUCAAACACGUUGGCCGUAUUUUCUAUAUAUCUGCAGGCCGCAAUUUAAAACCAUGUUUUGCCUAACAAUAAUUGUAUGAUAAAUAAGCAUAAAUAAGAGAGUUGGUGCAAUCAUGUAUGUAAAUUUUCUUCUUUCCCUUAACUAUUUUUUCUUCUCAUCCUAACAAAUUGACAAGUAGCUUUUUCCUAUGAAAACAAUUAAUUCAUCCAACUAAUUGUUGGUGUGGUUGAUGAAUUGUGUUGUUGUGAGGAAUACAAGUUAGGUAGAAAAGACAGAAAGAAGAUAAGUAGAUAGAAAUGAAGAGGGACCAAUUAAGUUACUAUAUAUGGCGUGUUGAACUGGCAAGUGGGGUUGUACCUAGAAAUGAAGAGCUCAAUAAGACUGUUCUAUUGUUUUUUUUUUUUUGGAACCAUAUAUGACUAGAACAAUCAUUAUUCAUGUAAUGUAAUAUGUUUGGCUUCUUUUUAUCUCAUAUAGAAACAGAAAUUUUGCAGCUACUUCCAUAAUUCAUGUCUCAUUUGUAUUCCCUUUGUCUACACUGAUCAAUAUUACUCCCUUUUUUUUACAUGCUAUUAGCAUUCCGGUGUAGAAAGAAAUUGGGAGGUAGAGCAAUGAAAACCACCGCUUUGGAAUAUUGGUCUCUCAGAUCGAUCCCGACUUUCUUAGACUUCCAAUACAUAAUGUUUUGGACUGACCCGACAGUUAGGCGUGGCCCAAUUUACUUCUGCGUCCAGAGCGGCCCAAUAACCUUGGCCCAAUUACCUAAGGACAAUGGGAACGCUACCUUUCAUGACCCUGUGUCGGGGACACGCCUCCAUAAGGUCAAAGGACAACACAUCAUCGCUACAUUCGACCUGGCUUGCCCAUUCGCCUACAGUAAGGCGGUUCCUCUGCUCCUCGGUCAAGGACAGAUGGCCCCUGCUCGUUGGACAUCUCUGUCGACCAGAGAUACACCUCUGCCUGACCAACGACUUGUUUUGGGCAGCCUCCCAAGAUUCCUAAACAUACUCCUAAAAUCCUAGAAGUUAUGCGUUUUGAGCCUAGAUCCUCGAUCCAGCCCAAAACAUGGCCAAUAGCCAAGCGCUGGGGCAGGCAAAGGGCCUAGCAAAGGAGGGAGGGUUGCAGUCCCUAGGAGGGGCGAUAACCAUAUGUCUCCCUUGAUUAGAAACUACCUCGCCCUAAGUGCCUCUCCCUCGUCUAGUUAUGAGAAAGUACAUGAGAAAAAUGUUUUAAGUUAGAGUCAAUAACUUAUCCACGCAUUCCUAGGAAAUGGAGAAUCAACGGUCCAACAUUGACUAAAUAGUCGGUGAUCAUUCCAAAGGAAAACCUAUUGUUAAGUGCCAAAUUGUAGUUAUUUUGUGUAUGUAAAUAGUGGCACUUAUCGAUACUUUUUGUUAAUACCGUUUGAAUAAUUCCCCGUUUUUGUGUAUAUUUGUAUCGUUUAUGUUUUGUUAUGUUUUCGUGUAAAUAUAUACCGUUUGAUAGUUUUGUUGUCUUUUUGUAGGUAUUUAUGCGUGUUCGAAGCUUUGAGGAAUAAAGUGUCGAAGACACGGCGGCGAGCACGAGAUUUUACCAAUUCAUCACAGACAAGGCUCUAAAUAAGGAUGAUAAAAAUCAUCAAUUUGGUUUCAAUUUAUUCAUUGUUAGAUAGAGCAUGGAAUAAGCUUUCCAACGCUUCGAACCGGGCGCAAAUCGGAGUUACGGUUCUCAAGAUAUGACCAAAACAAGAUUUGCUGUUCUGUUGAGCGGGCUAAGCGGGCUUGACCGCGCUAAGCGCGGUCUGGGAGCAUUUUUGAGCAAGUUUGGCAGAGAGUUGGGCGCUUAGCGCGGGUUUUUGGCGCUAAGCGCGGUCUGGCGGCUUAAGAACAAUAAAAAACAGCCCGCUUAGCGCGGUGGGCGCGCUAAGCGCGGUCUGCGACUUCAGUUUUGGUAUAUAUGUUGUAAAAUCAUAUUUUUUAGGUAUGUUUUGGGUAUUUUUGAACCCCAACUCAUCAACCUUCAAUUUUUGGUAGAUUGAGCUUAGAAAACAACAUUUGUGGCUUGUAAUCGAAAGAUUCUUGGUCGGGAGCUCAAUUGAUCGUGAUUGACACCGCGAAAGAAUUGGUUUUCUUCUCCUCCUCUUCUCUUUGUA